CCUCCUUGGCCCUACCCUGUCUACCAUAAACCUCCUCCCUCCCCUUCACCAUUCUUAAGCCUUGGGACUCACCCUAACCCUUUUCCCCCUUUUCCCUCCCCCUCCCCCUCCCCCUCCCCCUCCACUGCAGCGCCCAACACCCCACCCAACCCUCUCUCUCUCUCUCUCAUGGCGGCAACAGAAGUAGAAGAAGCUUCAGGGCCAGCGCUCAAAUACAAGACAUGGGUUUUGAGAGUAUCCAUCCACUGCGAAGGUUGCAAGAAGAAAGUCAAGAAAAUCCUACACAACAUCGACGGCGUUUAUACCACAGACAUCGAUCUAAAGCAGCAAAAGGUGACGGUCAAUGGAAAUGUAGACGCGCAGAUCUUGAUCAAGAAACUGAACAAGAAUGGUAAACAUGCAGAGCUAUGGCCAGAGAAAGCUCAGCAGAAGGAGAACAAAUCUGGUAAAGGGAAAAACAAAGGGAAGCAAAAUGACCCAGCAGAUAACAGCGAAGGAAGUGACCACGGUGAUAAGGAACAAGAAGAAGUACCCAAAGCUGAAGCUCCCUCAAGCUCUGCCAAAAAUAGUACUGAAGCUGCUCCUAUGCCUAAAAAUAGCGAAGGUGCUGCUCCUGCAAAAACCAACGAAGGUAACGCUCCGGCUAAAAAUAGCGAACAAGGCGGCGGCAGCGGCCCCGCCGCCGGAGGUGCUAAAAGUAGUGACGGCGGAGCAGCCUCUAAAAACGGUGGCAGCGGACAGAGCAAGGGGUCAAAAACAGAAGGGAAGAAGCCGGAUGCUCCACCGGUCGAGAACCACUCUCCGGCCCCGGCCCCGGCCCUGGCGACGGACAAAAAGUGUGCUGAAAGCGAACGCGGCGAUGACAGUCACAAAAGCAACGAUGGCAGUGGUGGUGGUAAAAAGAAUAAAAAGAAAGGGCAAAAUGGGAAUGCUGGAAAUAACAGUGAGAGUGCACCGCCCGGUGGUGCACCUGUAGGCACUGGAUCUCCCGGUCACCCUCCUAGUCAAGCCACGGUCACGGUCCCGCCUAAUCACAGCCCUCCACAUCACCCCGUAUAUCAAUACCCACCACCGUACCAUGCAACUCCGGUGUCCGUAGUCAGCUACAAUACAUCACAUUCUACUGGAAACUACAGCGCAUCGUAUUACGCUUCGCAACCCACAAAUUCGUAUUCGUAUUCGUAUUCGCAUUCUUAUACGCAUCCUGGGAUGGAAACGGAACCUCCUCCGUCAGAUUUUGAUUCGUACCCACCGCAGCCGUCCAAUUCGUUCGAGCUGUUUAGCGACGAAAAUCCAAAUGCGUGCUCCAUCAUGUAAUGGUUUUUGUGGGUAAUGGGUAUACAAUGCUUAUACUACUGGUAUGAGUGAAUGAAUAGUCACGUGCAUGUUGUGGAAUGUAUGUAUGUAGAGGUGUAAGUAUAAGUGAAUGAAUGACCGGUCACAUGCAUGUUGGAAAUUUUAAUUAAUGCCUAAGUUGUUUUUUGUAACCAA
Malania oleifera is the source of this 1491-nucleotide messenger RNA. Its product is annotated as heavy metal-associated isoprenylated plant protein 36. The transcript has 3 exons. Gene Ontology annotation, molecular function: metal ion binding. Bases 169 to 1317 code for a protein of 382 amino acids. The record is from RefSeq and is a predicted model, not a curated record. Lineage: Eukaryota; Viridiplantae; Streptophyta; Magnoliopsida; Santalales; Ximeniaceae.